GGGAAAAAAAUCAACGAUGUGCUCGGUAAGUAACUAUAAAAGAUAAUCCUUUUCGAGAAACCACCCUACGAAUCAAUGUUUCGUAGAUCUGUCCGUGGGCUACACACCAAUAGCGAAACAAGAGUUGGGGAUGGAGCAUUGCACUCCUGUGUUCCAAUUCUCUGGGAUCAAAAUCCAUGAACAGAAGAGAGCUUUGAUUCAGGGAAUAUAUCUUUUGAGUGGAAAAUAUAUUGGAGGAUCUGUUUACCAGGGCACAUGCACCCAUUUAGUAAUUCCUCACGUUUUAGCCAGUGAGAAAUUUUUGGCUUCAUGUGCUGCAGGAAAGUGGAUUGUGACUCCAGACUAUAUUAUGGACAGUGUUCAAAAUGGUUUCUGGCUCUCCGAGGGACUCUAUGAGGUGGCCGUUCCCACAGGUACUACGUCUGCCUUCUAUCCCGCAAGACACUGGAGGAAGAAGGUGACCAGUGGGGAAAUAACAGGGGCCUUCCAAGGCUGGAAAGUUCUUCUCAUGAUUGAAGAUCUUACCUAUUCAGUCAUGUUCAAACGGAUCCUGGAAGCUGGUACCGCCAUAGUAUACACCUAUCCUCCGCCCUCUCAAACUGCCAUCAAUCACGUCAUAGUCAAGGCCAUGAUACAGGACACGAGCUCUCACGAUGUUUCUUGCAUCCCUGUGACCGACAUCAUCCAGCACCUCUUUGGGGAAAAUUGUGUUCACAUGAAGUUCAGCGUAAUAAAUAAUAUAAAUUCAGCAAAGGAGGCCAGUGUUGCGGAUGUUGAUUUUUCUAAACUGGAGGCAGACCUCAGGGACGCCAUCAUUGAACAGGAGGAUCGGCCAAGACUUCUCUUCCUUGAAUUUCUGAGUUAUCAUGACCCACAUCAUCCUUUGUCACAGGUAAUUGAAACAGACUUUGGCAACAUUGGUACGAUGAUAGAAUGUGGCCUCUUCAUCGAAGCCAUGGACACAAUUCGAAGUGCAGUGAUCCCUGGGAUUCUGCCACCAGCAUCAUACCUAGGGGCUCUCAUUGAGUAUGCACAGCAGGGUAAUACCACAACUCUCUUCCUGAGGACUUUCCAACAAACAAUGCAUAGGUUGCUAAUUGCCAAUCCUCCUUGGCUGGCUCCUGCGAACGUGAAGAAGUAUUUUAGUCAGGUUUUGCAGUGCCCUUACUGCAAGAUGGGCCAGUGGCCUUUUCUCGAGACAGCCAUAAGUUACUGCCUGUCAAGUGAAGCCACUUGUCACCAGCUCCCUGGGCCGGCACUGCCAACUCUCUUAAACUUCUACACUGAUGUCCUGGCAUUUUUCCUCAAGCUCUUCCAAGGGGAACUCUACUCCGUCACCCCAGGGGAUUUCAUAGAGCUUCCAGGACUCUCUCAGGUAUCAAAAUCAGGCUUAUUGCUGUAUAGAACCUUCUGGACUGUGUGGGAACAGUCCACCCUGCUGUCUUGCGCUGUAAGAAAGCUUGUCCGAUUCAUGAUGCUGGCUGCCUGUGGGGACAAUGCUGAGAGUGACAAGGAGCACAAAUGGCAUCUCUUGGCCAUGUUGCUGGACCUCCUGUCAGUCUUGGUAGAGUUUUGGUAUAGGUACCACUGCAAACUGAACCAGAAGCUUGUGGAAAGGGGCCUAAAAGACCUAGCAGACCACUUUGCCAUCAGCAGCCAAUGUCUGUCUCCAGUGGUCCUUGCAGAGAUGCUGGCCAGAGUUUCCUCAACCAGGCUUAAACUUGCAUUGGUAGAUGCAAUAUUCAGGAAUAUCUGCUGCACAAAUGGAAUUACACUAUGUGGAGAACCUCUGUCUCUCAAGAAAGUGGUGCUGUCCUACUUGCCUGCGCUUGGAUGUUUAGCUCGGUGUCAGAGCGGAAGACAACACACUGCCAACAGCUGCACAAGCCCGGACACCAACUGUGGAACUCUGAGCCCAGUGAAGAAUGAAUCGAGGCAAGAAUGCAUCCCAAGAGGCCUCAACAAAGUUAAUGCAGCAGGCGAGACCCUCCUCCAUAGAGCAUGCAAGAGGAACCAGGUGGAAAUUGUUCUUGAGAUUCUGGCAAAACCUGGCAUUGAUGUCAAUGUUAAAGACUACGUAGGAUGGACACCCCUCCACGAAGCGUGCAACUAUGGCAGCACUGCGUGCGUGGAGGCUUUGCUACGCCACCAGCCCGCCCCUCUUAUUAAUUACGUGGUGGACGGAAUUAGUCCUCUGCAUGAUGCCCUGCUCAACGGGCACAUGGACAUUGCCAAAAUCCUUCUGGAGGCUGCAGGCUCUGAGCUACUUCAGCAAGCAGACAGAGAAGGCCACACUCCAUUGGACCUCGUUUCCGACACAAGUGAGAGGGCAGAGCUUAUCCACAGCGCCCAAGUGGGCGACUCCAAGCUGAACUCUGCGAAGGUGUGGAACCACACCCUCCUGGAGGCGGGGUCCUGCAUGUUGGCACACCUCCUCGUGUGCUACCAGCAGGAGAAAGGCCUGCCGGGCUCCACGCCUGCCAUCGACGUGGGGCGCUUGCUGGUACGGGCCCUGGAGGCGCACCACCUCCAAAGAGUGACGCUUGGCUGGACGGAUCAGCGAGCAGUGAGUCUGGCCGAUGAUACCCAGACGUUGCUGGAACUGGCCAAAGGGAAACACUCGGGGCAAGUUUGUGAGGCAGUGAAAGCAUAUGAAGGAGAGAAUACGGUCAUCCUCAUGGUGGUCCUGGGCAAUAUUCAAGCAAAAGGACUGUCCCUUUUGGCUGAAGUAAACAAAUAUUGAGAACGCACAUAGUCAUGGAUGCCUGGAGGCUUAUUAUUGCACAUGUUUUUGUACUUAUAUGCCACAUAAAUUGAGAUUGUCAAAAAAUGUUCGACUUGUACUACUUCAUGCUUAUUUCAGAUAUGCACACAGAGCUGUGAGUUGUUUUUUUUCAAUGUUGAAAUAGUGUUUAUAUAUAUAUCGCAAUAAUGCAUCUAAACUUGGUUCGCUUCAGUAGUUAAUUCAAAGAGCAAGUUUUAUCAGGCAGAUUAAAAGAUUUAGUCAGUAGUCAAUUCCUGCCUAAUUUCUAAAUUCCUAAUUUUGAUUGUUCCUGGUACAAUAUUGAUUUUUUUUUUUUUUUUUAAAUUACAAUUUGAAUCUUUUCACUUUUUGAAUUAGGAUACUGAAAUAAAUUGCGUUCCAUUCCACAAUGUUCUGAUUUAUUGGUGCAUCUGUAUUAUUGGCAUACACAAUUUCUUUCAGGGCGUGGACAUUGAUUUGAACCAGUACAAGUGCAAUGUUAAAAUUCUACUUUUAAAAUAAUAAAGCUCAGUUUUAAU
Molecule: messenger RNA, 3282 nt
Organism: Syngnathoides biaculeatus (alligator pipefish)
Lineage: Eukaryota; Metazoa; Chordata; Actinopteri; Syngnathiformes; Syngnathidae
Gene: slf1
Product: SMC5-SMC6 complex localization factor 1
Exons: 18
Coding region: 131-2743 (870 amino acids)
Biological process (GO): positive regulation of double-strand break repair
Molecular function (GO): protein binding
Source: RefSeq, a predicted model, not a curated record